Messenger RNA from Scaptodrosophila lebanonensis, 1464 nucleotides. It is a transcript of the gene Dsor1, whose product is annotated as dual specificity mitogen-activated protein kinase kinase dSOR1. The transcript has 4 exons. Gene Ontology annotation, molecular function: protein kinase activity; ATP binding. The coding region runs from base 178 to 1365 and encodes 395 amino acids. The record is from RefSeq and is a predicted model, not a curated record. NCBI's taxonomy places the organism in Eukaryota, Metazoa, Arthropoda, Insecta, Diptera, Drosophilidae. Gene Ontology annotation, biological process: protein phosphorylation.
UGUUGAUUUUGGCCAAGGCAAAAAGAAGUGGUCGCCUACGAAAAAAUACUUUUCGUUAUACAAUUGUCACCGGAAGUUUGUUAGUUGUGCGGGCAAGUUGCGCGCAAGUUAAGUCCCCACCCCCGCCCGCAACAAAUAAAGGCGUUUGCGUUUCGGUUUCUUGUGGAUUGGCUAAAAAUGUCGAAAAACAAGCUAAACUUGGUGCUACCGCCGGUAAAUGUCGAUGCAACUGUUGCCGCUGCACAAGUGGCUCCAACACCACCAUUUAAGACACCCUCAGGCACUGACACACAUAGUUUGCUGAAGCCAAAAACGAGCAUCGAUGCCCUGACUGAAACACUGGAGGGUCUAGACAUGGACGACACUGAACGCAAACGGAUCAAAGUAUUUCUCAGUCAAAAGGAGAAAAUCGGCGAACUGUCAGAUGAGGAUCUGGAAAAAUUGGGCGAACUGGGCUCCGGGAACGGUGGCGUUGUCAUGAAAGUCCGUCACACACACACGCAUUUGAUAAUGGCACGCAAACUCAUACACCUGGAGGUGAAGCCGGCAAUUAAAAAACAAAUCCUACGCGAACUAAAAGUACUCCACGAAUGCAAUUUCCCACACAUUGUCGGCUUUUAUGGGGCAUUUGUCAGUGAUGGCGAGAUCAGCAUAUGCAUGGAAUAUAUGGAUGGUGGCUCUUUAGAUCUCAUAUUGAAGCGCGCCGGUCGCAUACCCGAAUCCAUACUCGGUCGCAUCACGCUCGCCGUACUCAAGGGCUUGAGCUAUUUGCGCGACAAGCACGCGAUUAUACAUCGCGAUGUUAAGCCCAGCAAUAUACUCGUCAAUAGCAGUGGAGAGAUAAAGAUCUGUGAUUUCGGCGUAUCGGGUCAGCUAAUUGAUUCGAUGGCUAACUCGUUUGUGGGCACGCGCAGCUAUAUGUCUCCCGAACGACUACAAGGCACACACUAUUCGGUUCAGUCUGAUAUCUGGUCCCUGGGCCUUUCCCUAGUGGAAAUGGCCAUUGGAAUGUAUCCAAUACCACCGCCUGAUACCAACACACUAGAGCAAAUUUUUGCUGAAAAUGCCGAAGAUGGUAAUCAGACGGUGCUGGAGCCGAAAGUGAUGGCCAUAUUUGAACUGCUUGACUAUAUAGUCAAUGAACCGCCACCCAAGCUAGAGCACAAAAUAUUCUCUGAUGAGUUCAAGGACUUUGUGGAUAUAUGCCUGAAAAAGCAGCCCGAUGAGCGUGCGGAUCUUAAAACGUUAUUGAGUCAUCCAUGGAUACGUAAGGCUGAGGUGGAGGAGGUGGACAUAUCGGGAUGGGUGUGCAAGACAAUGGAUUUGCCGCCGUCGACGCCAAAACGCAAUACAUCGCCCAACUAAAUUGCAUUCCUUUAUGCCGCGCACUCUUCUGUGUACACGCACCAAUGUUUACCGUACUCCACACACACACAUCAACACACAUCAACACACUCACAUACA